CCCGGAUGUAGGUCAACAUCGUUUAUAAAUUCACCUAUUAUCGCCCACAACAACUUUUAAACUUGGGCUCAUGAUUUCUACGUUAUUAUCGAAAUAUGUCGGUGACACUGCACACUGAUGUGGGAGACAUAAAGAUUGAAGUCUUCUGUGAUCAAAUCCCAAGAGCAUCUGAGAACUUCUUAGCUCUAUGUGCCAGUGAUUACUACAAUGGAUCCCUCUUCCAUAGGAACAUCAAGGGAUUUAUGGUCCAAACAGGAGAUCCAACAGGCACUGGUAAAGGAGGAGACAGUAUCUAUGGCAAAAAGUUUGAUGAUGAAUUUGAUGACAAUUUGAAGCAUGAUAAACGAGGAAUAGUUUCCAUGGCGAAUAAUGGUUCCAACAAAAAUGGCUCUCAGUUUUUCAUAACAUAUGCUAAGCAGACGUCUCUCGAUUUGAAAUACACCAUUUUUGGAAAAGUUAUUGAUGGCUUUGACACAUUAGACGAAUUAGAAAAACAGCCAGUAAAUGAGAAAAGCUACAGACCUUUGAAUGAAAUCAGAAUUAGAGACAUCACCAUACAUGCUAACCCUAUAGCAGGGUGA
Molecule: messenger RNA, 581 nt
Organism: Owenia fusiformis
Lineage: Eukaryota; Metazoa; Annelida; Polychaeta; Sabellida; Oweniidae
Source: the annotation of a GenBank genome assembly